Nannospalax galili (Upper Galilee mountains blind mole rat) is the source of this 1422-nucleotide messenger RNA. RefSeq names its product testis expressed 45 (gene Saxo5). Bases 1 to 1422 code for a protein of 473 amino acids. The transcript has 8 exons. The record is from RefSeq and is a predicted model, not a curated record. NCBI's taxonomy places the organism in Eukaryota, Metazoa, Chordata, Mammalia, Rodentia, Spalacidae.
AUGUCCCGGCUGGACUUCCUCAAGUCUUCUCACUUCUCUCUGGGUUAUGAUCCGCGGUUGCACGAUGGCACCAUGCAGUGCACAUCACAUCGAGACGUUCCGGCUUAUCCGUACGUCAUCCCGUCACGGCCCAGCCUGUCUCGAUCUCCCUCCACCCUGUUCCAAAGGGACGCGGGCUGGACAGCCAAAAGCUGCGUGUCCGAGUUGCGCCGCGCAUUCUUGCCGCCGCCUACGCCGUCCACCCGGGAGCGCGCACCGGAGCGCGCGCGAAUCAUGAAAAUCAGCAACUUGCACGUGCACACAGACAAGCAUCCCGGUGUCAAUCUGUCCACCGCGCAUACAGACUACGGCUGGCCGGAGCUCCUGGCGCACGCCCACGAGGGCAUCCGAGGCGCGCGCCUCAUCUUCGACCAGGACUCGGUGCCCUCGGGUGACAGGAAGCAGCUGCGCAUCCCACUCACCUCCUACAAGGCGCACUUCCAGCCCUAUGAUGCUGACCCACAGCCCCGCGCCCCCAGCAGCCACCUGGGGGGCCCCAACACCCUGACUUGGGACUACAAGGGACAAGAAGAGACCUCCUACCAGAAGCAGUUCCAGGCCCUCCCAGGCCCACCCGCCUUGAUGUGUAAGAGGGCCUCCUCCAGCAUAAAACUGGGAGAUUUCAAGACCGGCUAUGGCCCUCUGUGCUCACAUGUGAAACAAACCUACAUGCCUCAGGGGCUAUCCCCACACAGGUAUGACAAGGCCCAGGCAGCAGCCCGCAUUCACCAUGUGAGCAUUGGUCCUGAAGAUGGCGUCUUCCAAAACAGGACCACCAUGGACGACUACUUCUAUGCCUGGGAGCCUGAACCAUUUGUUCUCCACCACGACAUGACUCCAGAGUCACACAUCCUGAAGGGAAACUGGUGCCCUGGCCCAGGCAGCCUCGAUACCUCCACACAGUUCUUCUACGGAGAGCCACCACCCCUGACGCAGCCAUCUCGCCGACACUUCUCCCACGAGAAACUGAAAGAUCACGUGGCCCUAGGAGAUGCAAAGCUGCUCGGAGACUUCUUCCAGACCUCCAUGGGCUCUGACUACUACCCUCCAGUUGCUGGCCCAAUACAGAAAGCACCCUGUCUUCAUUUGUUACCGAGCAACCUGCCUGGGGGUACAGGUGAAUCAGACCUUUUAACCACGAAUCAAAAGAUGAUGAAGCCUCACGGAGCAGUUCGAGCCGCCAUGACACAAGAACUUCUACAGAAGUGCAAGUACAGCCACAUAGAGCCCCCACUUGGUGGACAGUGCUUCUUCUCAACCCAGUACCAGGAUGAGUUUCCUUUUAAGUCCCAGGGCCCGCUGGUGCGGAAGCUAAGCAACAUAUUGGAAAGCCAUGUACCACUGGGCACACCCAGCAAUGGGGCUGCCAGGGGCAGAAGGUAG